This is a messenger RNA of Diabrotica virgifera virgifera (western corn rootworm), 17066 nucleotides long. RefSeq names its product nischarin. The record is from RefSeq and is a predicted model, not a curated record. NCBI's taxonomy places the organism in Eukaryota, Metazoa, Arthropoda, Insecta, Coleoptera, Chrysomelidae. The coding region runs from base 493 to 1860 and encodes 455 amino acids. Gene Ontology annotation, molecular function: protein kinase binding; phosphatidylinositol binding. The transcript is spliced from 5 exons. Gene Ontology annotation, cellular component: cytoplasm.
UUUUAAAUGGGAAAUAAGCCACAAUUUUACCAAAAAAAUGAAUUUAUUAACGUUUCGACGCCCAAGUCGGGUGUCGUUGUCAAAAUACAAAAUAAUACUAAAUAAACAAAAAUGUUGUUGCUUAGUAAAAAAUUCUUCUAAUAAUUUAUUUAAUCUGACUCAUUUAUAUCGGUAAUUCAGGCAUGUAUUAUACAUUUUAAAGUAGAAGACUUAAAAUGAUAUUGCCAAUAUUGAUGAGUUGCAUUCCUGGGACGACUUUACUAAAAGAUAGUUCAUUUGAUUACAUGAAAUCAACCCCAACUCAAGAAUAUCCGCCACAAAAAAUCAUAGCAUGUAAUCUGUCUUUAAAAAGACAACAAAUGCAACGAUGGCAGUAAAAUUCUCGCGCUAGAGAUUCCAUAGUAAAUCACUAGGGGAAACCAGGAAAAAACCUCGUGAUACUAUCCCGACAUCGUAAUGCUGAUGUAAAGAGGAUACAAACUUUAAAGCCACAUGGCUUGUUUUUGGUAUAAUCAAAGAGAAACAUCUAUAAACAUUUUUUCAACGAAAGAAGUAAACAAUGUUAUUUUUUACAAUAUAACAGUCACCGUAGGAGAUUUUCAUUGGACCGUUGAACAUCGUUAUAGUGAAUUUUAUGAUCUGCAUAACCAACUAGUAAUAGAUCAUGGGGUAUCAAAAGAGAUUUUACCGAGUAAGAAAGUUAUUAGAAAUAAAUGCCCCAUUUUUAUCGAGGCUAGAAGAAAAGGGCUAGAGGAAUACCUACAGAAAAUUCUGAUAUUUUUAAAGAGGACCAUGCCUAAGUUAUUUGUAGAUUUUUUAGAGUUUAAUUUAUAUGAUAUAUUCUUUUUACUGCAAGAUUUGUCAACUAAGUUGUUUAAGAAUUCUGACACAAUACUCACAAAACCAAGUGUGAUGACUACACUCGAGCCUCACGCUUUAAGUCAAUUCUUAAAGAAACCAUUAUUGGAUCAGACUGAAACAAGAUUUGAUAUAAGUCCUGUUGUGGAUACAUUUUCUCAGCUACAGAAUAUUACAAUUUGUGGAGAUUCUAAACCUUUUAAGCAGAGCAAUAUUGUGUUAAAUAAGUUAGUGUUUGAUCUUUCAUCCUUUAAGGUUGUAGCCAACCUCACCCUGGAUAAUGUUUGCUUUGAAAGUAUUACUUCAUUGGGAAAUGUGAGGGAGACUGUAAAGAAGCUACAAGUAAACAAUACAAAAGUAACUUCAAUUUCUCAGGUUUUACAGUGCGACAUUAUUCAUAAGGAUAAUAUUGAAGGAAGUCAGAAAUGGAGUGUUUUGGAAGAAUUAGAUUUGAACAAAAACAAUAUAACAGAAAUAGACUCCACCAUCAGAUUGGCUCAAAAGUUAGAGACAUUAAAUUUAAACGACAAUAAGAUCUCCACUUUAAACAACCUUUCUCAUUUACCCAAUUUGUCUUGUUUAAGUUUAUCCAAUAACCUAAUAACACUAUGCACAGAUUUGCACACAAAAGUAGGCAACCUUCGAAUGUUAAACCUAUCACAAAAUAAUAUUUAUACUUGUCAGGGAUUUAGUAAACUGUAUUCUUUAGAAACGCUUGAUUUAAGUAGCAAUAAGAUAGUCAAUAUAGAGGAUAUACAGUUUCUUGGAGAUUUGCCGUGUUUAGAAAAUUUGAUAUUAACAGGAAACAAUGUUGCCACAACUAUUGAUUAUCGGGCUAAGGUUUUGGAAUAUUUCGGAGAUCGUGCAAAGCAUAUAUGUUUGGACAAUGAGAAGCCGAUUCAGGCUGAGCUAGACAAGGUUUCUAUAUUAAGAGCUCUAAGAAUUGUUAAGGAGGGAAAGACUCCUGAUUUAAAGACAAAUUUUACUUUUGAGUUAUAUUAAAGAUAUAUAUUUAAAGGAGACCGCACACAUCUUAUGGAAAAUUUAAUGUCAUUCAAAUGCAAUAAAAUUUACAUGUAUAGAUUCGUCUCGGAAUUACAACCAUUUCAUAUCAUUGCGCCAACUCUGAAUUUUGAUUAAUAAUGGCGUAAAUUGAUAUAAAUAAAUGUUUAUGUUCAAAUGAGUAUGUACGUCAGUUAGAGAGAAAUCGGAAAUCUUUCUGCAGGUAUUAAGGCAGAGCUUACUCUUAUCUGUAGAUAAUAAAGUAAAUAUAAUUUGGUCAGUCGUACCAAAGUAAUCUGCUUAGCUCACGCUGGGUUAAGCUGUUUUCAAUGGCAAUUAGACUACUUAAUAGUAUUUAUAAAUGACAGUUUAAUAGAUUUCAAAAAUGUGAUUUCCAUAAAGUUUAAUUACAAUUUACGCCAUUAUUAAUCAAAAUUCGGAGUUAGCGCAAUGCUAUGAAAUUAUUGUAUUUUCGAGACGAAUCCAUUCAAGUAAAUUUUAUUUCAUUUGAGCGACAUUAUAUUUUCCAUAAGAUGUGUGCAGUGUCCUUUUUAAUAAAUUAUUCAAUGUAUAUUGGUAAUAAAUGUUAUAUUGUAUUCCGUCAAAUGAUGUAUAUUAUAUACUAUAAUAUAUUUAUUCUUAUUGCCUUUUCUGAUAUAUUUUUAACUAUCUACUCUGUGAAUAAAGGUAGGUCUGCAAAAAAUCCAUUUAUUUUUAUAUAUAAAAAUAUAUUAUGUAGUAGAUUUUUCUCUUUGAUGUGGAUUUGUCAAUCAGUACCUGACAGGAUAAAACUACAGUGCUGCAAAUUUUGUGUGUAGUGGGAUAUUACAAUGUCUACACAAAUUUUUAUUAAGGAAUGUACAGUUUGUCAAAUAUAUAGUGAUACUUGCCCGUAUACACAGAGUGUUUCAUUAAUAAUUGUCCAUAUAGUAACUAGAGAAACCUUAGCACAAAAUACGAAGAUUUAACCUAAAACACUUAAAUAAAAUGUGGUUCCUUACUGAGUUACAGGAUGUUUUAUCUAAAAAUUUAAAAACUAUUUUUGCUCAGCAUUUUAAAACUAUUGGACGUAUCGUUUUCAUACUUGGCAGGAAAUAGGUACUGUACAAGCUACUAAAUUAUGUUAAACAAACGUUUCUGGCUAUUACCAGAGGCGUACGACGGGGGAAACUGACCCUUUCCAAAUUCUACGCCACUGGCGGAAUUGCUAUUUUAGUUCAAUUUUUGGAUUCUCCAAUACUUUUUAUCAAAAUAAUAUACUCUUCAUUCGUAACGAUAAAGUCAUUAGUUUUCGAGAUCUUUGAAGUUAAAAAUGAAACGACACGGUUAUUUUGAUUAAUGUAUUGUGUCGUUUCAUUUUUAAUUUCAAAUAUCUCGAAAACUAAUCAUUUUAUCGUUACGAAUGAAGAGUAUAUUAUUUACAUAAAAAGUAUUUGAAAAUUAAAAAAUUACACUAAAAUAGCAAUUUUGCCAGUGGCGUAGAAUUUGGGAAGGGCCAACCAGCCACUAUCCCUGUCGUACGCCUCUGGUAGUAGCUAGAAACGUUUAUUUAUCUUAAUUUAGUAGGGUGUACAGUAUAGUACACUUUAUGCCAAGUAUGAUAAGGAUAUGCCAAAUAGUUUUAAAGUACUGGGUACGAAUAAUUUUUAAAUUUUAAUCAUAUGAAUCACAUCAUAAAUUAAUCAAAAUAACUGUGCCAUUUCAUAUUUAACUUCAAAUAUCUUAAAAACUAAUGACUUCAUCGUUACCAAUGAAGAGUAUAUUAUUUACGUAGAAAGUAUUGGAUAAUCUAAAAAUGGCACUAAAAUAGUAAUUCCUCCAGUUUCGUAGAAUUUGAGAAGGGUAAACCAUUCACCAUCCCCUGUUGUACGCCCCUGGUAGUAGCUAGAAACGUUUGUUUAUCAUAAUUUAGUAGUCGCACUUUCUGCCAAGUAUAAAAAGGAUACGUCGAAUAGUUUUAAAAUGCUGAGCAAAAAUAGUUUUUAAAUUUUUAGAUAAAACACCCUGUAACUCAGUAAGGAACCAUAUUUUAUUUAAGUGUUUUAGGUUAAAUCAUUGUAUUUUGUGCUAAGGAUUCUCCAGUUACUAUAUGGACAAUUACACUGGUAAACACACAGUUUGCUGCCGGAAAUUUUUUUACUGUUUCUAGGUAAUUUGGGUCUGCUGAAUCCAAAAAUGCCACCAGAUUUGCUCCAUCAGAUCGUUUUCAGAAAAUACGACAACAGAUCACAUUUCUAACAUAUAGGGUAAUUUAACUAACUAUUUAACUACCUACAUAUAUGUAGUGCUGCUACCCAUGAAAUAAACUAAAUACGAAUAAAAAGUAAGAUAUUUAUUGUACAAUAAUGUACUUACAAAAAUCAUCACACAUAUCUGCAAAAAAAACUUAACUUUUCAUCUAAUCUAACCGGCAGCGUCGCAACAAAAAUGUGUUAUUCGGCUUCACCUAAAAACUUCCUUUCAUAUGAGUUUCUUGCAAAGGCUUUAAAGGAACGGUCCCUUUGAAGACUCCAGCAGUAAUCCGCCAUCAUGUGAUAGCCCCAUCUCCCUGAUACCCCUCUUCAACCUUUUUGAUAUCUUGGUGGAAGCGUUCCCCUUGUUCCUCACUAGGGCCACCAAGAUUUUCUGGGAAACGGUCUAAGUGGCUGUGGAGGUAAUGAAUUUUAAUACUCAUAUGACAACCGUGUUUGUUAAAAUUGUUGAGCAUUUCUUCCACUCUAAUGCCCAAUUGGUUUACUUCCAUAUUUGUUGCCAAUAUGUAGAAGGACACUUUAAAUUUCGUUUGAUACUGUCGAUAACAAGACGCCAGUGAUCUGGUGUAUACUCUGAUACACCCAUUUUUUCUAACAGUCCUUUAAUAUUGUUAUAAAAAACCAUAUCAUCUUGCUGAGAAAAAAAGGCAAAAGAUCUUUUAUCUCUAUUACGGUAGUAUGCUCAGGACGUGUUGAAUCCCCUUCAAAAUCACUGUCGUCUUCCUCAAAUCUAUUAGUCUACAAUUCGUCAGAUAACGUUUCGGCAUUAUCCUCUGGUAACAUUGGUAGACUGCUAAAUAUUGGAAUGGGUAUCUUCUCAAGCUGAUGUGGAAUCUUAUUGCUGAAUCCGUGUUAGGAUAUGUUCACGUAUGUCGAUUGUUACGAUUAAUGCCCUUUAUAUUCACAAGACAGAAAUAGCAAUCGUCAAAAUGAUUUUUUGGUUCCCUCCGUACCAUUGGAAAACCAAAUUUAAACAUUUUCGUUGUCCUUUCGUUCACUGUCGCAAGUUUUCAAGACAAGUUUUGCGCACUACAUGUGGAGUUCAGGAUUUAUCUUGAUCUAAUAAAUGAACACCAAAAUAGGCCCUUUUGUUCAUUUGGCCAUUUGUCUUAGAAUUUGUUAAGUUUGUUUAUAAACAUAUUGCAAUUAUAGUGGUAGAAUAUACAGAAAUGUAAGAAUAUUUAAGUAUUUGAUAAGCAUGUUAUAUCUCGAAAACUAGAGCUGAUACAAAGAAAAUGUUUGUAUUUUUGGAAUCAUCACAGAUGAAUUAACUAAAAUCAGUUAAUUUUUAUUCGGCAGCAAGACAAAAAAAAAUUUUUGUUGGGCUGUGUUAUUAAUGAAACACCCUGUAUUAUUAGGCUCCACCUGCGAUGCGUAGUCAACAGUAACAUAAUUCACCGAAUGCGUUCCCACUUAUUUCUCUACGCAAGUGGACAAAAUCGCCAAGUGCCACUGUAUAUUUGACAAGCUCUAACUCAUUCAUCUCCAAUUUUAGUUUAUAUUUUGCGGUUAAUGGUCUAACUAUACUUCAUCGUGUCUUCAAUGUUUUACUCAUAAGCACUUGUUUCUUGUUUUAUUAGAAUUGUUAAGAAUUAUAUAAAUAAUUACAUUAAAUAUCCGUUUAAAGUGUGGCAACUCAAAGCCAGUAUUUUAAAUAAUUAGAUCUUUGAAUGUUUUUCGAAUAACAUUGUUUAAUGAAUAUUGAAUAUAGUGUAAAAUAGAUGAGACGUAUGAAUAUAUGUCUAUACAUUACAUUAGUCCAGAGAAAUACCAUGUUCCCGUAACCAGACCAAGUUGUGACAGUUUUUUUGAGUGUUAUGAACCUCGAUAACCCAAACCUUUAUGUGUGGGUUCGGUUGACUUCUUCUUUCUUCUAUAUUUUUAGACAAAAGUUCUUAAAAUGGUGCUUUUUUGGCCUAAUAUUGUUAAUAAGGUAUAAAGUCUACCGAAUCCGCUGCAGGAAACAUAGGUUUUGUUUAUCCAGGUCCAUAAAACUCAAGGUCAGAUACAUAGGCGUAACCAGAAUGAAUAAGGGGGGUACAACUACCUGAAAGGGGGGAGUUACAACUACUGGAAGGCCUCUAAGGGCUAUGGUGUCAAGCGCAUAGAGCUCAAAGUACAUCCCAAUGGGGGGGGGGUUAUAACCCCCAAACCCCCCCCCCCUGGUUACGCCUAUGGUCAGAUACCUGGCCUGGUCACAGUCACGAACAAUGUACUUUUUACAUUAUUUCUCUGGACUACAUAUUGUUAUAUUUCUCUUUUAUAUAAGUAAUUUAUUUUUAUAUAUUUUAUAUUUAUAUUUUGUUACCACAGGACGACAAACCUAAGAACCAUAAAAUUACUUUUGAAUACGAAUCUAGGCUCUAGAUUGCCUUAUUGGCUAAGGCUUCUGAGAAAUCCUAACCUAAAAGUGGAAAAGCUGUUUUUGGACAUGAAACCCCCAAAAUUUAUGAAUUUGAGUUGUGGUAGUUUGGGGUGUGUGGACUUGUCAUGAGAUUGUCUGGAAGAAAAAAUUAUAGUAGGUACAAUGCUACAUAACCUCAAAAACGGCCAAAAACAGCCAUUUUGCAAUUUUGGGACCAGUACCAAAUUACCAGAGCUAAUUUGGUACUUUGAAGCUCAGAUUUGGAUUCAGCGCAGAAAAAAACCUUUUGAAAAGAAUAUUCUGUAGGUAUAUGUUGGUUCUCUAUUGGUCAAAUUUUAUCGACCUGUGUAAAUUGUUGUUUCAAGUUUAUAUUUGUAAAUUGUAAAUCGCUGUAGGUACUAAUAGACCAAGAGGCAGCGCUGAAAAAUCUAUUUGAAUUUACUAAAGCUAGAUUUUUCACAGUUGAUUACUGUGAGUGUGUAGAGAAACAUACUGCGGUCUGUCAAGCGAAACUUAGAACAGGGGUUACUGAGAGGGUAUCAAAGUUGCUUUCCUACGAAGGUAAUUAAAUCCAUUUACUAAGGCUGAAAAUCAGUACACACAUUCUAAAUUAAAUAUAAAUAAAAGUUAUUAUUUUUGAUGGGUCUCAUUACUAAGAGGGUAUGAAAGUUGUUUUCCUACGAAGGUAAUUAAAUCCAUUUACUAAGGCUGAAAAUCAGUACACAGUGAGAUAUAAUUAGUACGUUCUUUAACGGUAAAAUAUUGCAAAACCUCUAAAUUUUAAAGAACCGCUUGGAUUGACAUGAAAUUUGGCAUAAACAUAGCUAAUAAGUCAAAGAAAAAUAUUGUGCCGAUGUGUGCUUUUGCCCUGGGGGUGAGUUUCACCCCUUCUCGGGGGUGAAAAGGUAUAUGUCCAAAAUAAUUGGGAAUUCGAUAAAAUGACUAAUUCUAAGCAACUUUUGUUCUAUACAGUUUUUUCACCAAGUCAAUACUUUUCGAGUUAUUUGCGAGUUAAUUGGUUCAUUUUUAAACAAAAUAACCACGGUUUUAGACGGUUUUUCGCAAAUCACUCAAAAAGUAUGUAUUUUGCCGAAAAAAAUAUUCUUAAUGAAAAUAUAGUUUAUAAAAAAAUGAAAAAAAUGGUGCAUAUAUUAAGUCAGUAGACCCAGUACAAGCAAAGUUGUAGCUAAUGAAAAGUAGGUUCUUAUUCGUCAAAUUCCAAAUCGAAUAUUUCAUCGAGGAAUAACCAAAAAACGGAACACUUUUCGGGGAACACUCAUUUCAACUUUUUUAAAGUGUUUAAAAAAGGUUUAUUUUUAUUUUUUAAAAAAACUUCUAACCUUAAAAGUAAGUGAGUUAUGCUCAAAAUAUUGUUGGUACCUUUUAUUUUUUGGUAAAAAGAAUCGCGAAAAGCACCCCCUAAUUAUCAUAUCAAAUAAAAUUAAUCGUUACCGCUUCACAAGUUACUUUACAUAUUUAUUCUUUAUACGAUCUGUAAGUCUCAGCGGUUCAAAGGGCUUAUUCUUGAAAAGGCUAGUUAAAAUGGCUUGAACGAGUCACUAAUCCCGAGUGUAUGCAAAAUUUGAACAGCCAUAGCAUAAUCGAUUUUUGUCUAACAAGUAAACAAAAAGUCCAAAAUAGUCAGAAAAGCAAAACGUACAUUUUAUUACUUUUUGAGAUUUUUGGUAUUAGUAAUAAUUUUUAAGUUAUUUUGAAAAAGAGCAUUCCUUUCUAAAUUAAAAAUUUUAAAAUUUUUAUUUUAAAACCAUUUUUUUCCAAAAAUAAGCACGUUGAAUCGAUGAAACUUACAGAUCAUAUAGACACUAUAUAAAUAAAGCAACAUGUGAAGCGGUAACGCUUAAUUCUAUUUAAGUUGUUAAUUAGGGGGUGAUCUUCCCGAUUUUUUAUGCCAAAUCAAAACGGACCAACUGUAUUUUGAGCGUAACUUGCUCACAUUUGAUGCCAGAAUAUUUUUUUUAUAAAAAAGGACAUAAAGAUUUGUAAACUCUUUAAAAAAGUUGUAAUGAGUUUUUUCCAAAAAGUGCUUCAUUUUUUGGUUAUUUUACGUUGAAAUAUAUUUAUUUGAAGUUUGGCAAAUAUGAACCUAUUUUUCUUUAGCUAUAACUCUGCUUCUACUAGGUAUAGAGACUUCAUGUAUACACCAUUUUUUUCACUUUUUUACAACCUAUACUUUUGCUAACAAAGGUUUUUUUUCCAUAAAAUACUUACUUUUUGAAUUAUUUACGAAAAAUUGUCUAAAAACGUGUUCGUUUUGUUUUGAAAAAUGAACAUAUUCACUCGCAAAUAACUCGAAAAGUAUUAACUUGGUGAAAAAACUAUAGAGAAUAAAAGUUGCUUAGAAUUAGGCAUUUUAUCGAAUUUCGGACUUAUUUUGAACGUAUGUUUUUCACUACCGAGAAGGGGUGAAACUCAUCCCCAGGGCAAAAGCACACAUCGGCACAAUAUCACUUUUUUUCUUUGACAUGUUGGCUAUACGUAUGCCAAAUUUUAUGUCAAUCCAAACGGUUCUUUAAAAUUUACAGCAUCAUCAUCAUAGUCAUUAACAUCUUAGUAGAUGUGUUGUGGUUCAUAAUUGGGCUUCAGCAGCUCGGACAGUUUGAUUGAUAAUAUUUCUCCACUGGUCGCGGUCAUCAGUUACAUGUAUUGCCUCAGUAUACUGUUUGUUGAGAAGCUUUUUAGUAAUGUCCGCCCAUCGCUGUGGAGAUCUUCCGCGUUGGCGUUGAGUCUGAGGCCUUCCUUGUACCACCAACCGCUCCAUUUUGUGAUCACUCCGAUGGAUAUGACCAAAGAACUUUAAAAUUCUAGAGUAAACGGUACUGGAGAGACGCUGAUCCGGUUUAAUUUCAUCCAGAACCGAGACAUUUGUACGGCGAGCCGUCCAUGGAAUUCGAAGCAGGCGUCUCCAUGUCCACAUUUCAAAGGCGUCUAUACGUCGUCUGUCUGAUUCUUUGACUGUCCAUGUCUCGCAUGCAUAGUAAAAUAUGGAAAAGACCAGAGUUGAAACGAGUCUCUUUUUGUUUGUCAUAGUAAUGUGACGAUCACGCCAGACCCCGUUUAGUUCACUCAUUGCUGCUCUUGCUAGUUGAAUGCGUCUUCUAAUUUCGGGUUCACAACUGCCUGUGUUGUUAACUAGAGCUCCAAGAUAUAUCAUAGAUGAGACUACCUCGCAUCCCGCAAUAGUUUGGGUUUCAGGAAACUGUUAUUGGCGAUCAAUAACCAUGAUUUUGGUUUUGUUGUAGUUAACCAUGAGUCCAAAUUUAGCACUUUCUUCCUCGAGUUUUUUUAAUAAUUCAAUAAUUUCUUCUGGAGUAGAGGUUAGAAGUGUAGUGUCGUCUGCGAAACGCAAGUUAGAUAUCUUAACACCACCUAGGUUUACUCCUCCCUCCCAACCAUCCAAGACUCUGCGCAUUAUGAACUCCGAAUAGAUGUUAAAUAAUAAGGGAGAUAAAACGCAUCCUUGGCGUACUCCCUUCUCCAAAGUGCAUUUGUCAGACAGGUAUCCGUCCAUUCGAAUAUAUGCCAGGUUAUCUUGGUACAGUUUGCUAAUAAGGUGAGUCAAGUGUUUAGGUACACCCAUUGUCGUCAAUAUGUUCCAUAGUUUGUCCCAUCUAACAUUAUCAAAGGCCUUUGUAUAAUCGACGAAACAUAUAAAUAUCGGGAUCCGGUAUUCUCUGGCUUUUUCUAUGAUGUUUCUUACAUUAAGGAUUUGUUCUCUAGUACCUCUGCCCUUUACAAAUCCAGCCUGCUCAGGUGCUAUUUGCCAACUUAUGAAGUUUUCUAGACGCCGUUGCAGUAUGUAGAGGAUCACCUUACUGGCGUGUGAUAUUAGGGCUAAUAGCCUGUAGUUGUUACAAUUAUUUGUUGAACCUUUCUUAUGAAGAGGUAUGAUUAUGGUCUUUCUCCAAUCCUCAGGCCAAACGCCUGUGUGUCAUAUUUCAUUACACAAUCGAUGUAAUAUUUUCACUCCACAUUCCGGAAGGUGCUUCAAGACGUCUGCAGUAAUUAGAUCAUAUCCUGCUGCUUUGUUUAACUUAAGUCUUUUUAAAGCGAAUUCCACCUCGGAAAAAAGUAUGUCAGGUUCAGAUUCAAAACUAGUGUGGUGUGUCUCUGUUGAAGGAGAAUGGAAAGUGGAGGUCUGACAGUCAGGUACAAACGGGGUGUCCGCUGGCAUCUGGUCCGUAUUGGCGUAUAAAGACUUACAAUACGCCCUCCAAACAUCAAUAACCUUGUCCAAAUCCGUCUGUACAUUACCUUCAUCAUCUUUGAUAGACCAAGAUUUCUGUUUGAAUUUACGUGUGAGUAGUCUGACUUUAUCAAAGAGUUCUUUGGUGUUAUUUGUGUCGGCAUGUAGUUGAAUUUCUCUGCAGAUUUUCUCUAUAUGCUUGUUUUUGUCUCGUCUACAAGCAACCUGAAUAGCUCUAGAUAGCUGUCGGUACUGGGAAUUCCUGAGAGGGUUCUCGAUUCCAGCAAUUUUAAGUUUUCUACGUUCUUCAACGAGGUCAAAAGUAUCUGCAGACAUCCACACUUUUUUUGGUCCGGUUGAGACGGCAUUAGACUGUGCCUCGCAGUCAGCCAAGGUCUGUAUCAAGGUAUUUUUAAAAGAUAACCAAAUCUUUUCGGAAUCAUGAGUGGCGAUAGUUGGUAAAAUAUUUUCGAAUCUUUCAUUACAUUGGCUUUUAAAUUGUUGUGUAUCUUUUAUUUUUGAUAUCCUCUUGUUUCGGAUCCUAGCACAUGCCUUGAAUUUUUGCUUUAGCGUUGCAAAAAGAAGUUGGUGGUCAGAGCCGCAGUCAGCGCUAGGUCGUGUUUUACAUUGGCUAAUAGAUGUUUUCCAGCGAUGUUUAAUCAUUAUGUAAUCGAUUUGAUUUCGGUGUCGUCCGCCAGGUGAGAUCCAAGUGUACAAUCUUCUGGGGUGGUGCUUAUACAUAGAGUUCAUUAUUGUCAAGUCAUUGUCAACGCAGAACUGGAUAAGGCGGUCUCCCCUUGAAUUACGUUCACCUAUUCCAUAUCUACCCACAAUAUUUCGUAUAUGUUCGUCAUCCACAGUAACACCGAUUUUUGAGUUUAAAUCACCCAUGAUGAUAGCGAUUUCUUUAUUUGGGAUAUUUUGCAGAUAUGAUUCCAGUUCGUUGAAAAAAGAUUCAGUUGUAUCAUCAUCAGCAGUUGAGGUAGGCGCAUAUACCUGAAUCAAAUGGACGAUAGAGGGAGAUCCAUUUAGUUUUAAGGAAAUUAUACGAUCACUGAUAGCUUGAUAUCCCAGUAUAUAAGGAGAAAGAGAUUUUGAAACCCAAAAGCCAACACCAUUGAUACUUUUGUUAGUGUUGCCUGAAAAGCACAUGAAAUGUCCCAAAUUAGUUAUGUAGUGCCCCUCGUUACGGAAGUGAAGUUCAGAGAGCCCGGCCACAGAGAUAUUGGUUCGUUCCAGUUCCUUCUCCAGAAUAGCUUGUUUACCCGGUUGUAAAAGACCACGGACAUUCCAUGUAGCUAUGUUGUAUGGUUUGCGGUUAUUAAGUUUUUGUUUUUCACCAGUAGCACAUUUCGCAUGUAAAGCCUGAUGAGUCACGUCUACAUGCCCGGUAACUGAUUUCACACAUUCCUCCCCGGACGAGAAGAUGCGCCGGGUGCCAUCCGGAUCGCGAAGCUCAUCAUCCGAGGCCUCGCAGCUAUUGCUCAUAUCAUGAACUUUCGUGGGUGAAAUAAAGGGGUGGUUUCCCGUUGCCUUCCCCUUUGGUUGGGAGUGCUAAUAAGGAAAUUGGUUUAAACAGGGUUAGUAGGAAAGGACAAUGGUAUCUACUGUUUGGACUUAGUAGAUAUACCAAGGCUCGCGUUUGCAGGGUCGCAUACCUGAAGUAGGACUAUCACCUAUUGGGUUUAUAGACGAGUCUCUACCCGCUACCCUGAGGAAAUUAGGAGUGUGUGAAUGGGGAGAGGCGCAAGUUACGCAGUUUGUGUGUAGGGUGCGCGACAUGUAUAUGCCACACCCCCCGCGCAAAAAGGGCCUCUUCCACUCAAACACGGUCAAGAGGACUCAUCCGACACUCGGGGUGUGGCUGAGAUAGGUUCUUGGUAAAUAAAUGGGUAUGGGACGAGAUGGAAUGUUGACGAGAAUGAAAAUUUACAGCAAAAACCGUCAAAUAAUGUAUAAAUAUUUUUCCAAAAUUAGGCAUUUUAAAUAUGUCAAACUCCUUGAGUGUAUUGAUAAUAUAAAUAUAAAAGGAACUACAGAAAGGUGAAGACCAAUUUUGAAUUAGGAAGGUAGUUAGGGGGUUGUUUUCACUGAUUUUUUCGUAGAGAAAAGCAGGUACCGACAUUUUUUUGAUUAUAAGUCGCUUAAUUUUUAUGCUAGAAACUUUUUAUUAUUUUUUUUGAAAGGUCUAAUUGUAUACUUGAAAACAGAUUAUUUAAGUUUUUAUUUAAGUUAUUAAAAAAUGCAAAUUUUUCCCAUUAUUUGGCUUUUGAAUAUUUCAAAUUAUGCAUUUGACGAAAAAAGCUAACCUUUAACAUGCCGUAUCUCGGUUUGUAUUGGUCUUAAAGAUAUUAUUGGUAAAGAAUUUGGUUUGUGUUACUAAAAGAUACAAUUUUGUUAUCUACAGUUUUUUUGAUUAAAUGCAUAUUUUUCGAGGUAUUCUCAAAAAACCCUAUAAAAAGUCGAUUUUUUCGUCGAAAAACUGUUAUUUUCAAGUGCGAAUAACUCGAAAAAUAUUAGUUUUACGAAGAAUAUGUAAAAAACUUUUUUCUUAGAAUCACUUUUUCCACCGAAUUACAUGGUUAAAAUGUAAUAAAAAAUUCCCACCCCCCGAGAUCGGGUGGCAACCACCCCCAAGGUUUUAGCGUAUGAUAGCGGCAUGUAAUAGAAAAUGAUCCUUGGACUAUUCCCUAUUUUCUGUGAAAAUUUCAAGUAAAUCAAUGCUGGACGAAAAAAUUGCGAGCCAAAAUACUUCAUUUCCUCAAUCGACUAUUGGGGCCGACCGACCGGCUCUGUCCCGUCAUACAGCUGACCGACUAUAAUAACUUAUAUUUAUAUUUAAUUUAGAAUGUGUGUACUGAUUUUCAGCCUUAGUAAAUGGAUUUAAUUACCUUCGUAGGAAAGCAACUUUGAUACCCUCUCAGUAACCCCUGUUCCACGUAUCGCUUGACCGACCGCAGUAUGUUUCUCUACACACUCACUGUAAUCAACUGUGAAAAAUCUAGCUUUAGUUAAUUCAAAUAGAUUUUUCAGCGCUGCCUCUCCGUCUAUAAUAUAAGCUGUAAGUUAAAAGUAAUUUAUUUUGUAAAAAUAUGAAUCGUAUUUUGUUAAACAUAUCUUUGUAUUUAUAUACAGCUUUAACAGUUUUAUCUUUCAAUAUUUUAUGAAGUGUUCUAUAAAAUUCCUCGUUUGUUAUAUUGGACACCACUACAGUAACUUUCUUUGACUAGUCAAAAAGUCUACUAGUCUUCUAGUCUUUUCAGUGAAAUAGACUCUCAUUUCCUUCAUUGAAAGAAUUGCUGUAAAUAUUAUUUUGCAUAUGACUAUUAUUCUUAGUAUUAUUGUCGCCUUCUUGAUAUAAAAUUAUCAAUUUGAGACUGCUUUUGCACUUUUUGAAUGUGAUAGAUAUCUUUAAAUAUUGUUGGGAUUGAUCCACUUAUGCAAUAAAAUCAGCUCAAAUUACACUGGGGUGCAAAAUUAACCGGACACCUUAAAAAUAGGUCAUUUUUGAUGUCUCGAAUUUCCUAAACCUGUUGUCCGAUUUAAGUGAUUUUUUAAUAUAUUACAGCCUUAUUCUUUAACAAUAUCGCUAUAAUAGUAUUGUUGCUAAACAGUUAAAUUUUCAUUGUAUAUCGGGUGUACCAAUCAAACUGUGUUUUUUUCUCAAAGUUCGCAUCACCCUGUGGAAUUUCUAGCAUUUAUAAAAUACUGAAAUUAAAAUCCGACUAUAGCUUCAUGUUUUCUCAACAUUUUGUUUGUUGAUUCAUUCGCUUACAUUGCACCAAAAAAAGUUCGGUACUUUAACAACUCGCCAUGUAUUUCAUCAAUACAGGGUGUUUUUAAAUAGGUAUGGCAAACUUUAGGGGAUAAUUCUGCAUGAAAAAAUAAUGACAAAUUGCUUUAUAAACGGUAUGUCUGCAAAUGCUUCGUUUUCGAGAUAGGGGAUGUUGAAAUUUUUCUUACAAACUGACGAUUUAUUUAUUGCUUUAAAACAGGUUGAGAUAUGCAAAUGAAAUUUGGUGGGUUUUAACACGUAGUUAUUGCAUAUUUUUUGACAUACAAUUAAGAAUUUAAUAUUCACCAUUGGCGCACGUACGGGUAAUAUGAACCUUCAUAUUACCCGUAUGCGCACCACUGGUGAAAAUUAAAUUCCGACUUGUAUGGCAAAAAAUGUGCAAUAACUACGUGUUAAAACCCAUCAAAUUUCAUUUGCAUAUCUCAACCGGUUUUAAAGCAAUAAAUAAAUGGUCAGUUUGUAAGAAAAAUUUCAACACCCUCUAUCUCAGAAACGAAGCAUUUGCGGACAUAGGUUUAUAAAGCAAACUGUCAUUAUUUUUUCAUGUAGAAUUAUCCCCUAAAGUUUGCCAUACUUAUUUAAAAACACCCUGUAUUAAUGAAACACAUGGCGAGUUGUUAAAGUACCGAACUUGUUUUUUUGGUCCAAUGUAAGCGAAUGAAUUAACAAACAAAAUGUUGAGAAAACAUGAGGCUAUAGUUGGGUUUUAUUUUGAGUAUUUUAUAAAUGCUAGAAUAUUCCACAGGGUGAUGCGAACUUUGAGAAAAAAACACAGCUUUAUUGGUACACCCGGUAUACAAUGAAAAUUUACCUGUUUAGCAACAAUAUUAUUACAGCGAUAUUGCUAAAGGAUAAGGCUAUAAUAUAUUAAAAAAUUACUUAAAGCGGACAACAGGUUUAGGAAAUUCGAGACAUCAAAAAUGACCCAUUUUUAAGGUGUCCGGUUAAUUUUGCACCCCAGUGUAUAAUUUUUUUCUCAAUUAAGUAGUAUAUUUUUAGUGUAUUUUAUUUUUAGUAUAUAAUUAGUAAUAAUUUCUAUAUUGACAACCUGUACACUAGGGGCCGUCCAUUAAUCACGUGAUGUUUUUUUGGCAUUUUUUAACCCCCCUCCCCUUGGUGAUACAUUGUGAGGUUUAAAACCCCCUGUAUCACGUGACAUUUCGGUGAUUUUUUUAUUGCCCCCCUUUAGAUACUCGCGUGAUUAAUGGACAGCCCCCUAAACAUUGAUUAAACUAUACAAUAAUUUUAGAUAUACAGGGUGUCCAGAAACUCUACCGACAAACGAAGACAGGAGAUUCCUCAGAUAAUUUUAAGACAAUUUAACCCAAUUCACCUAGUCCGAAAAUGCUUCCCAUGGGAGCUAGAGCUCUUUGAAGAUGGCGCCAUGUAAUUAGUUUUUCUUAAAUACCUCCAGAACGCUUCCAUUUAGAAAAACGAAAAUUUGUAUACAUAUUUACUUUCCAGAAGUGAGUCGAUUCCAUCCAUUGCAAAUUUCUAGUACCGGUCAUAGGCGCCCGUUUUGGGUAGGGAAACGGUUAUUUUAUCGCAUAACCUUUUUGUCUUUAACUUUUAAGCAUUUAUGAUACUGGAUUAUUAAAUUGUGAGGUAUUCUAGUACUAAAAGAUACUCUUACUUUAAGUCGGUAGGACACACCGUUUUCUAGAAAAAUCGAUUUGAAAGUUUUUGGUUUUGGGAAUUUGAAAAAAAAAGUUGAAAAAAAUUAAAAAAAAAACGAUGUAUUUUACCAACUUAAAGCAAGAGUAACUUUUAGUACUCGAAUAUCUCAUAAUUGAAUAAUCUAGUGUCGAAAAUACUUAAAAAUUAAAGAUAAUAAAGUUAUGCUAUAAAAUGACUGUUGACCUACCCAAAACGGACGUCUAUGACCGGAACUAGAAAUUCGUCAUUAGUGAAAUCGAUUAAUCUCUGGAAUAUAAAUAAAUGUACCAGUUUUCACCUUUCAAAAUAAUUUUUUUUGAAUCUUCUUUUUUGAAAUUCAAAGAACGAAAAAUUUUCAAAUCGAUUUUUCUAGAAAACGGUGUAUCCUAUCGACUUAAAGUAAGAGUACCUUUUAGUACUAGAAUACCUCACAAUUUAAUAAUUCAGAGUCAAAAAUGCUCAAAAAUUAAAGACAAAAAAGUUAGGCGAUAAAAUAACCGUUGCCCUACCCAAAAAGGACGCCUAUGACCGGUACUUGAAAUUCGUAAUGGAUGGAAUCGAUUCAUUUGUGGAAAGUAAAUAUGUACACCAAUUUUCAUUUUUCUAAAUAGAAGCGUUCUGGAGGUAUUUAAGAAAAACUAAUUACAUGACGCCAUCUUCAAAGAGCUCUAGCUUCCCUAGGAAGCAUUUUCGGACUAGGUGAAUUGGGUUAAAUUGUCCUAAAAUUAUCUGAGGAAUCUCCUGUCUUCGUUUGUCGGUAGAGUUUCUGGACACCCUGUAUAUAUUGAAUAUUUUAAAUAAUAUUCAAUAUUCAUUGUAAAGAGAACAAUGAAUUGUUUUUAACUGUUUUAUAAUAGCUGUAUUUGCAUUAUAUUGAAAAUAAUCUUGUUGUAUUUUAUCAGUUGUAUGAAAUAUAAUAAAUUUCUACACAAA